AUGCUGUCUGGCCAGAUGACACUGGCGGCUUCACAGCCUCCGUACUGGCGUUCUUCCAAGGCAGAUGAAUAUAGGGAGCUGAAUCUGCUUGGAAAAGGAGCCUACGGAGUUGUGUACCAUGUUACUCAUACUCCAACAAUGACAGAGUAUGCACUAAAGAAAAUAGUUGUGGGCGUCAAUGAUGAUGGAGUUCCACAGAGUGUUCUACGAGAAAUUUCCAGCAUGAUGUCGCUGCGAAGACUUCAUCACAAAAACAUCACACAACUGCACGAUGUUUUCCACACACUUGAGAACAACGGUUGCGACCUCCAUAUCAAUAUGGUGGUGGAAAAGUGCGAUUGGGACUUGUACUCGUUCUUAAAGGACAUUCCUCGUGACAUGCCCGACCAUCAGUGCAGGCUGAUAGCAAGACAGAUCUUUGAGGGUGUUGACUUUCUGCACAGCAAUAAUAUCGUUCACCGUGAUUUGAAACCACAAAACAUUCUCAUUAAUCGAGAUCAAACGGUAAAGAUUGCUGAUUUUGGUUUGUCUAGAACUUAUACAACACAGAGCUGCUUUACAACAGUUGUUGUCACCUUGUGGUAUAGAAGCCCAGAGUUGCUUUUGCAAUGCAGUUAUAACACUGCUGUUGACAUAUGGGCUAUUGGUUGCAUUGUUAGCGAACUCUAUCAAAGAAUACCGCUAUUCCCUGGGCAAACAGAAGCACAGCAGCUCAGCAUUAUCUUUCAGAAAAUGGGAACGCCCAGAGCGUCACUUUGGCCCCAUGAUGCAAUAGUCGCACGGUCAAAUUACCCAUCCUAUCCACCUCAGCCUCUGGAAAAGCUGAAUCCGCGUUUGCCUUCGGAUGCUAUACCUGUCAUUAGUGGGUGUUUAACGUUUUCGACGGAGCAACGUCUUACGGCUCGCGAAGCUCUGCGUAUGCCAUAUUUUAGCAAGGAAGUUGAGACUUCAAAACGUAGAAGUAACUGAUUCAUUUGUUUGUUUGUUUUUUGUUUUGUUUGGGUUUUUCUGUUCUACUUGUUCAACUGCACAUCCUGCCGAAAUUGAUUCACUUUUAAACUAUCUCCCAAUAUGUGCCUAAAGUACCGUACAAAAGGUGGCUUUCUUGCAUUGUGUCUUUAUUCACUUCAAGCUCAACAUCGUAACUCUAACUCCAUUACGAUUCGCUUUCUUAUAAGCUUUCAUUCCCUAAGCAUCUCAUUUCGGCAUGACAUUCCACGACUUUAUCUGCAUGCCUCAGCAUUUGAUUUUUUCCAUCAUUCCCUACGUAGUAAAUUGCGCGGACUUUGUUUGUAAAAACUGCAAUAAAACCUUUAAAUUACUCAUUUCUUGG
Cylicocyclus nassatus is the source of this 1333-nucleotide messenger RNA. NCBI's taxonomy places the organism in Eukaryota, Metazoa, Nematoda, Chromadorea, Rhabditida, Strongylidae. The record is from the annotation of a GenBank genome assembly.